This is a messenger RNA of Mya arenaria, 312 nucleotides long. RefSeq lists its product as uncharacterized. The record is from RefSeq and is a predicted model, not a curated record. The transcript is spliced from 2 exons. Lineage: Eukaryota; Metazoa; Mollusca; Bivalvia; Myida; Myidae. Bases 1 to 312 code for a protein of 103 amino acids.
AUGGGACCUGGUCACCAGGGAGGCGGUACAGGUGAUGGUGUUGUACUGAUGGGACCUGGUCACCAGGGAGGCGCUAAAGUUGAUGGUGUUGUACUGAUGGGACCUGGUCACCAGGGAGGCGGUACAGGUGAUGGUGCUGGAGGCGGUACAGGUGAUGGUGUUGUACUGAUGGGACCUUGUGACCAGGGAGACGCAACAGGUGAUGGUGCUGUACUGAUGGGACCUGGUCACCAGGGAGGCGGUACAGGUGAUGGUGCUGUACUGAUGGGACCUUGUGACCAGGGAGGCUGUACAGGUGAUGGUGCUGACUGA